Messenger RNA from Closterium sp. NIES-65, 1023 nucleotides. Lineage: Eukaryota; Viridiplantae; Streptophyta; Zygnematophyceae; Desmidiales; Closteriaceae. The record is from the annotation of a GenBank genome assembly.
AUGCUUCGCAGUGUGGGAGUGUCGUUUCCCGGAGUGGAGGUGCGCUUCGAGGGGGUGAGCGCGUCUGCCAAGGUGCAAGUGGGGGCGAGGGGCCUACCCACGCUGCCCAACAUGCUGGCCAACCAAGCAGUGGCGUUGCUGAGGGAGGUGCGACUACUCAAGGAUCGGCGCCGCCUCUUCUUCGCUCCUCACGGCUGCUUUGGCAUCCUCAAGCCCGGCAGGAUGACGCUGCUGCUGGGGUUGCCAGGCAGCGGCAAGUCAACGCUGCUGAAGAUCCUGGCAGGGAAGGCGGAGAGGGAGUUGGGCGUGCAGGGCGAGGUCACGUACAAUGGCCGCCCGGGGAGCCACUUCGUGCUGCCGCGCUCCGUGGUGUUUGUGCCUCAGAUGGACUCCCACAUCGGCGAGAUGACCGUCCGGGAGACGCUCCAGUUCUCCGCUCGCCUUCAGGGGCCCGGCCACCGCGCAGAACUAUUUCAGCAUGUGGAGGACAAAGAGAGGGAGGCCAGCAACAAGCCAGAUGACGUCAUGGAGGUCGUGAUGAAGGCGAUGGCCAAUGAGAGGCAGUGCUUAGAUGUUGUGGUGCAGUACGUCCUCAAGAUGCUCGGCCUGGAUGUGUGUGCUGAUACCAUGGUUGGGGACAGCAUGAGGAGGGGAGUAUCAGGAGGGCAGACGAAACGAGUGAGCAUCGCCGAGGCACUCAUGGGAGCAAAGCAGGUCGUGCUGAUGGAUGAGAUCUCCAAUGGGCUUGACUCCGCCACCACUUACCACAUCACCCGGUGCCUGCGCAACCUCACGCACUUAACUAAUACCACCACCCUCAUCUCCCUGCUGCAACCCGCGCCAGAAACAUUUGAGCUGUUUGAUGACGUCAUGCUGAUGUUAGAGGGGCGGAUUGUGUACCAUGGGCCCAGGGAGGAGGUGUUGGGAUUCUUCCAGGAAAUGGGGUUUGCCCCGCCUGCCCGCAAGGGAGUGGCUGACUUCCUGCAACAAGUCACCUCACUAAGGGAUCAGGAGCAGUACUAG